Messenger RNA from Histoplasma capsulatum G186AR, 873 nucleotides. RefSeq lists its product as uncharacterized. The transcript has a single exon. The coding region runs from base 1 to 873 and encodes 290 amino acids. The record is from RefSeq and is a predicted model, not a curated record. Lineage: Eukaryota; Fungi; Ascomycota; Eurotiomycetes; Onygenales; Ajellomycetaceae.
AUGGCCUCCGAAAACAUCUGCUCGGCAUGUAGCUGGUCAGAAACACGCCAAGCGGGGUGUCGCUAUAAUAGCCAUGUGAAAAUUUUCUACGGUGUCAGUAAUCGAGGAGCAUGGUCUUUGGGAUCAAACCUGGUUCUGAAAGAACGGUCCAUUGAGCCACCCAACUUCGAAUCCCUCAACAUUCGUUUUUUGGCUGAAAGAACUUCAAUACCUAUACCCAAAGUCGUUGAGGAGUGGCAGGAAGUCGACGGGACAUAUUUCCUGCUCACCAGACGGAUUCAAGGACAACCCUUGAGUGAAAUCUGGCCCACCAUGUCCGCAGCGGACAAAGAACGCGUCGCAAAGCAGACCGCUGACUAUUUGAUGCAGCUUCGCGGGCUUCACUCGAACCGAAUGGAAAGCAUAGGCGGACAACCACUAUACUCGGCGUUUCUAUUUCUGAAUGGCUACGGCAUUGGGCAUGGGCCCCUUUCGUCAGAUGAUGAGCUGUGGGCUGAGAUGUCGUUGGCCUUGUCAAAUGUGCCAGAGGAAAUUCGCUUGGAACUACGUCGACGUAUGCCAAGUGCUGCUCCCUAUACAUUCUCCCACGCCGACCUUACCAAUGUCAAUAUUAUCGUGGAUAAUGGUAACUUGGCAGGUAUUCUGGACUGGGAAUCUUCGGGCUACUUUCCUGUUUGGUGGGAGUUUACUUGCGCAGGAAUUGGUCUAGGGCAAGAGGACAAAGAAUGGAAAGAUUUACUACGCAUGCAUCUGCCGGAUCAUACAGAGGCCCGCAAUUUUUGGUUGGAUUUCUACGCUUUGCGCAAAUAUCCGAAUUUGGACGAGAGAGGAUUAAGUUUUUUAAAUAGUUCUGGAUUGAGCAUGCCCAAGUGA